Molecule: messenger RNA, 885 nt
Organism: Dreissena polymorpha
Lineage: Eukaryota; Metazoa; Mollusca; Bivalvia; Myida; Dreissenidae
Exons: 4
Coding region: 90-650 (186 amino acids)
Source: RefSeq, a predicted model, not a curated record
UCAAUACCGUACAACUAAAAUAUCUAAUCAUAUUGAUAGUCGGUUAUAGUUUGUGGCCGUACAGCAUAUUCAAGACAGUAUUAUACACUAUGGAUGUCAUGGAAAGGUUUGGUUGGAUUUGUCUGGUAUGCUUAAUGCCUGGAGCACUUGCAGGGAGAUUCUGCCCUGAUUCGGGACACUAUUACUGCGAAUUCGGAUGCUGUCGUGGCUUUGCACACUACGGUACAAGCUCGGUAUGCUGUGAGGGCAAACUCACACCCGCACCCACUACCUACAGCCCAAGCUCUGUAGUUGAAAGCACUGUAAACCUCGCUGUGAUUAUCGGCGCUUCGGUAGGAGGAUUCCUUCUCCUGGUGGUGAUAGUGUCUGUUGUCCUCUGCAUUGUCUGCUGCACCAAGACAAACCGGGGCCAGGCGGGCCAGGUCGUACAGGGACAGACUAUGGUGGUUGCAGGAUCUUAUCCGAUGCAAACAAAUAACAUGCAGCCGGGGAUCAACCAAUUGCAACAACAGCCGUAUUAUAGCAACACAACCCCCAACCUACAAUCUGGGGCAAGUCAGUGGCAGCAGCAACCGCAACCUUACAUACCGCCAGGAGAAGAACAGGAUAGUUAUAAAAUGCAUCAGCAGCCACCAGCGAAUUACCCAUAAACAAUAUAUAUAUAUGUAUAACCAGAUGUUGCAGCAGCAUCCACCAUUGAACUACUCUUGAAAAACAACAUUUUAUAAUUAUUGAAGUUAUAAUUGAUGUUGCGUUUUAUUAAUAAUUAAAAUGUUUAAUUGGUUAUGAAAAUCAUCUUUGUAUGUAUGUUUUAAAGUUGUAAGUAUGUUCCAAGAUUGUGUUCUGUUUUUGUACAUUUGGAUUUAGUAUUGUUUCAUUACACAG